Molecule: messenger RNA, 8592 nt
Organism: Dunckerocampus dactyliophorus (ringed pipefish)
Lineage: Eukaryota; Metazoa; Chordata; Actinopteri; Syngnathiformes; Syngnathidae
Gene: pparaa
Product: peroxisome proliferator-activated receptor alpha a
Exons: 9
Coding region: 6668-8101 (477 amino acids)
Biological process (GO): hormone-mediated signaling pathway; negative regulation of inflammatory response; negative regulation of transcription by RNA polymerase II
Cellular component (GO): nucleus
Molecular function (GO): RNA polymerase II cis-regulatory region sequence-specific DNA binding; nuclear receptor activity; zinc ion binding
Source: RefSeq, a predicted model, not a curated record
UCGUCCGAUAUUUCUUUCCUCAUUCGCACGCAAGGAUGGCUGCUCGCUGCAGGCUGGCCCAGUAAUGGCGGACGGACGCGCUGUGUUGCAUCAGACCCCAUUUUCCCGCCCGCGUCGCCGCCUCAGUCACGGCCAGGUGCUCAUUUGGCUUUGACUGAGCCCCAAACGUCCAAAACGACCUUGAAUCGAGGCGGCGACGGUGAUUGGCUCGCGCUCGCACUUCCUGGUUCGGCCCAGUGUGCUGUUGCUAGCCUCGUAAGGACGGUUCUGCACACUUGGAGUGUUUUGCGGCGCAUGUUAAUGAAAACAACUUUAUUGCUUUGAUCACUACUACACUCACACACAAGCCCCUCCCCCAUCGUGGCGAAUAUCAGGACGAAAACGCGUACCCACUCCCACACGUUUCAUCAUCAGCUGAGCCCCCUCUCCUCCACUCACAGCUCGACCCCCAGACUCCCCCUUCUUUUUCUAUCCAUCGCCGCCUCCUCCUCUUCGUCGUCUCUGCCUGGGUUCCAGCCACAUGCGAGAGGGUAGACUAGGACACAGCAGCUCUGAGAGAGAAAAAAAACAGGGGGUGGGGGGGGAACGCUCCGCUGCUAUUUCUACAGGCGGUCCCUCCCCCCCCCAUGCCAAAAGAGGGAGGGAUUUUUUACUACUCGCCGUCCCAGGAUUUUAACCCUGUGCCUCCUCCUGCACUCCUCACUGUGCAGCAACAAGUGGCGUUCUUUCCUCCGACAACAUCCUUCACCCCCCCUUCAGGUUGUGUUGUCGGCUCCGCUUUGGGUUCUUCUCCUCGUGAGUCCUCUUUUAAGCCUUUUUGUCAAAUAUUUUCUCUUCCCAUCUCUCUUUUCUGCCCCACCCUCUCGUGUGUCUCCCUCUCUCUCACUCUCAUUCUCGCUCAGUGAAAGCAGAGCAGGAGGGCGGAGCGGCGGACCGGGCUUUUUCUGGGCCAGGUGCCAAUUCUAAACAAAAGGCACAGAACGCCAUAAAGGAGCGAGAUGAUUCCGAGCGGGGAGUUGUUGUGGGAGGGGGGUGAAGUAGCAUGCUUCAGGAACUGAUUGGCGGCAUGUGCGUCCUGUCCACGGGUCAACUGAUGUCCUCUUGUUUUAAUAGAAGGAGUUGCUGCACAGAUCCCCUCCUCAUCCCCUCCUCGCUGCGCUCCCGUGAAGGCAUUUGGCUUUGGAGCGGAGGGGGCGGGUGGAGUUGGGAUCAGGCAGCAGCAGAGGGGUGGAGCUUCGCCUUCUCUCCUCCCUUUGCAUUAUUCAUAUGCCCGGGCCAGCGCCGCCAUCUGACUGGCUGCCUGGCUUAGCAUUCAGCCAACGUGCAGCGGCUCUGUUUGCUAACAUUCCUCAUUCAAAGCCUUGUUAACUGCCAGACGGGAGGAACACGCGACUCCAUGGGAAACCACAUGGCCUCCCCAUUGUGGCGGGCCCUGACAGUCUCCGACAGUGGAGAGCCAGCGUUUGUAAAUAUCGGAGAGAAGUUAGCUGCUUUUCGGCAGGUUAACCCCCACCCACCCGUGCUCAGUCUGGAUCGAGGGGGCAGAAACCAGGCAUAGGGUCCAACAGAUGGGCACAGGCCACUACUUUUCCAGGACUCGGAAUAGGUCACUCGUGGGCAUACCCGCCUCGUCGUGCAGACUGAGUUCCUUCUCUGCGUCUCUGCGUCCACAGAGCGGCUAUGUGGACACGCUGCAUGUGGCGAGCAAAGGCGUCCACCACGAUGGACGGCGGCGAUCUCUCUCGGCAUCAAGCCUCACUGGGUAAGUCAGAGGGUCUGUGUGUGUGUGUGUGUGUGUGUGUGUGUGUGUGUGUGUGUGUGUGUGUGUGUGUGUGCAAAUGAGGGUGCGUGCACACAUGUAGUGGUUUUCUCUGCACAAAAUGCCGGGCAAGCGCUUUUGUUUGACCCCAUCCUGGAGUUCUGGGUGUUCGCAUGCUACCAUUCCGAGAAGCCGCUUGGGGGCAAACUGCAGGGGAAACAUGGCGUUGACCGUAUGAGACCGAAACCAGCUAAUAAUCUCCGCUCUGGUGCAUCCCCUUCUUGCAGUUUGUCGAGCUGUGCUAAACAGAGACGACGUGCAAGGGAGCAGAGCAGCAGUAGCCGUGCAGGGCUGGGCCCACGUCCAGACAGGGCCUGCUGCACAAGGCCAAGCCCACCAUCACGCUCGCUCUCGCGCUUUUUCACUCCGUCUUUCCCCUCUUCCCUCCCGCUCGCUUACUCCAGAACUAUUCGUCGCUAUUAUCACAUCUACUUUGUUCAUUUUAAAGUCCCCAAACAGCCCACACUUUUUAUUUUUGGUACAGGAGGCUGAAUAUUGGAAAAUGGGUCACGACUGACACGUGGCCACACAGGCCUGAGAGGUAAAGCGUUUUUUUUUUCUUUUUCUUUCCUUACAAACGUGCGUACGCUAACGUCUAACAUUUGCAUUAAGUUUGAUUUUUGAUAAGCUUUGUGAAAGUGCGACCUCAGUAAACGGGUUGGGCAUUUUAACCAGAAUGUUGCACCUUUUUAAAAGAAUUAAUACGACAUUAUUAGCAUUAGCAUCGCAGCCGCCCCACCCCUGAGAUACCCAUUUUUACGCAUUACUUUAAGACGAAAGCCGCGCUGAGUGGCUUUAAAGAAUCCCAUACACUUACUUAAAAUCAAUAAUAAUUGUAAUAUUUUUUAGGAUUGACGAGGACACUGGUAAUGGAGCGUGAUCACGAGGUAGGAGCGGAGGCGGCCUGAGUCACCAGCGAUACCUCUCACGCCUCCUACCUACUUUUCCUACCUACACCACAAGCGCCGCCAUGUCUGUCGCCCCGACAGGAAACCCCAAAGUUGCGUUUGCGCCCGACACGUCUGGACCCCUCCCCUCAGAGAUGAACGACACCAGUCGCUUGCUUCGGCUGCUCUGUUUGAACAUUAUCGGUACUAGCCGCUUGGAAAAAAAUAUACACCCAUUAUUUUCUUUUAUUAGCCUUAUUGGAGCAGGGCUUGAACAUUUAUUUGCUUAUGAGAAAAAAAAACAAAAAAACGGUCUAAUUAAUAUAGUAAGAUGUCAAAAUUAUUAAAAUAAAAUAGAUAAUAUAUAAAAUAUGUCAAAUAAAAUUGAGCAAAUUAAAAAAAACACUGCACUUACUUUUAUAUCACUACUACAGAGAUGAAAUGUAAAAUAGAUUUUUAAGUUAAGACAUAAAUAUUCUAUAUAUCAUAUGUGUAUAUAUAUGUCAUACAUUAUGUUGUGCACACAUAGUAAAAAUGAUGGGAACCCCCCCCCACACAUGCACACACACACACACACACAUAGUGCAAACAGCCAGACACAUUUGAUGCUGUGCGCCCCACAAUGAACCCUGGCUGCAAGGAUGAAUGGGGUUCCCACGCCUCUCCCAAGGAGCGCAGGGCACAGCCUCCUCCUCGGAGCAUUCACACACACAAUGGGCCCGAUACAGAUGGCCACUGUCUUACUUAAACACACACAGGUGCAUUGGGGGGGAAUGCAAAAAACACACACACACACACACACACACGCUUGCAAAAUUCAAAAUGCAUUUAGCAAAAUACAAACUUGGCAUUUGUGGAUUUUGGAAAACGGAGGUGAAAAACAAGCGUGUUAAACAUGAGUGUGUGUGUGUGUGUGUGUGUGUGUGUGUGUGUGUGUGUGUGUGUGUGUGGUUUUCACAUACACUGCAUUUCAGUGCUUACAUAUGCUACAAUAAUACAGAAAAUACCGAUUUAGAAAUACAAAUUUAGACUUUGAAAUAUGUAUUUUUUUAACUUUUAAAUGUAACAUAAUAUUUAUUUUAUACAUUACGUUUAAGUACACUUGUUUUUUUAUUUAUUUUAAUGGUUUGUUUUCCCUUUAAUUAAUUCAUAAAAAUGUAUGUAUAUAUUUGUUAAAAAGUCUUAAAUUAAAAUUUCUAUCGCUGGAGAAUAUUUAGGUCAUAUUACAUGUGUGCGUGUGUGUGUGUGUGUGUGUGUGUGUGUGUGUGUGUGUGUGUGUGAGAGAGAGCGAGAGUGAGGCAUUUUAACAGUUGUCUAACAUGCGGUGGUUUUCUGCUGUGUGUUCCAGACUUUUUGGGUAUUCUUCCAUCAUACAUAACAAUAUUAUUUGUAUUUUCGGUGCUUUGUGAAAUUACUUCCACAAAUUGCUUUUCAUGCUCCAUUUUUCAAAACUAUAAUUAGCAAAUAGAUGAAAGAGAAAAUGCUCACGUUAAACGCGAACGCCACAACAUGCGUUUGUGCUCGUUAGAAGAGAAGAAACGUUCAUGCGGAGUGUUAAGGUUCCUUUAAUAGGAGUGAUUGUGAUCACUGGAACAUAAGCGUAAUGAGCUGCUUCACGACCAAUGGACUCUAUCGACACCUUUAGUGUGUGUGUGUGUGGAUGUGUGUGUGGGUGCGUGUGUGCGUGUAUGACCACAUUUAGCUAAUGUCCUUCUCUUUCAUUUGCAGGCUGUGUGUGUUUCCUGCACUGAGCACCACAGGUUAAUUUUGAUGGCUUCAUCCUCUUGAGAACAAUCAUCUGUGUGCCAACACGUGGUCGCCUCCCUUCACUCAUUAUGGUGUCCUUUUGCAGAUGCCGAACACGAUCCGGCUGGCAUUGUCUCCCCGCACGCAGCGGCCACUGCGCCGGCGACGGACACGUCCCCGUCAGAGGCUCCUCAGGCGUGCGAUGGUUGUUGUGUCAAGUCAUCUAAAUCGCAGGCCAACCAAGAGAUGCAGAGCACGAGGCACACAGGAAGUACCUGGGACUCACGCGCAAUUGUCUUCAAAAUGACCCCUUUUUUUUUUUUUUUAACGGUAUGUGUGUUCCUCCUGAGGUGGACGCUCCGUCGUGGGACACGAGGAUGAGAUAAACUGUCCUUUGGGGUGAGGUAGUAGGUUGUAUAGUUUUAGGGUCAUUCCCAAGCUGUCAGAUGACUAUACAACUUACUGUCUUUCCUGAAGCGACUGUAAAGGCAGCGCCUUCAUUUGAUGCCGCUUGCGCACUGUCAACGUUGAUUUCUUUUUUUUUUAUGUGUCUUUCUCUGAUUGCAGACGGGGGGGAGUGUCUAUCUUUUAUUGCUGUCAGAGCUUCUUUGACAAAAUGAAAGGAGAGGUGAGCUACUGGCAACAUUUAUUUGUACUUUUUUACGCAGAUAUGCACGCAGUUGUGCUAUUUUUUGGCCAUUUAUCAUUAAAAAUGAGGCUUCAUGUCUGAAUUGACCCUUUGUUGAGCUCAGAAUUAUUACUGGUAGCUCUCAAGCUGCCUGUGGCGGACCCCUGUUGUUAUAGGCGCAUCUUAUAUGACUGUUAUGCUUCACUGUAGGUGACAAUAAAUAUCGGUUCCUAUUGUAACUGGCAUUAACGCUCACACGGGUGACUCAUGGUGUUCGUACAGGGUGAGGUAGUAGGUUGUGUGGUUUCAGGGUUGUGAUUUUACCCCAUCAGGAGUUAACUAUACAACCUACUGCCUUCCCUGGAGGGCAGCAAUACGUCCCGGGUGAUCACCGUGCUCGCAACACUGCCUUAAAUUGAUGAGGAUAUGUUGUCAAAAGGAUGCAUUGAUGGUGAGUUGUACUCAUUUGUGUUCAAACUGUGCUCUUUGAUUCAAAUUUGAAUAAAGAAUGGAAACAAAGUUGGACUGAUUGCCUUAAUGAGCUCAUAAUAUGCAUAACUAUAGCAUUAGGCUCUUUUAAGUAAAUAGAAAAACACCAUUUAAGUCUGACCUAAUUGUGUGGUAUUUACUCACAGUGGGCAAAGGAGAGCACCCUUGUUAUGCACCACCUUCCGAUAGAGGGCGUCAUAAACAAGUGUUGCAAUUAAAUAGGUUAGACAUUUUGGCGUGCGGUUUUUAAAAAAAUAGAAUUAAUUGUAGUCAACAAUGAACAUGAAAGCUCGAUUUUUAAUUGAAAUAUAUUUUUGUACCACUGACAUUUUUUCCUUGACGCUUAAUAUUAUCAUACCGAAGAUUUAUUUAAAAACUCAAUGGAACUCAACAAAGCACAUUAUAUACUUUUUACAUGAAAAUAUCGUAAUUUGUUACUUUGUAUCUGUUUUGUGUUGUUGUAGUCAUAUAAUUAUUAUUUUUUAAAUGCAACAUAAUGGUAAUACACGGUCGUGGAAACACAACCCAAUAAAAUUCCCUCUAAGCACAUGACAGAUGUGACACACAUGAUGACAUGAUGGCAAUAAAAAUGUGUUUUGUGUCAGCUGAUCAAGGGGGUGGUUGUAUAAACAGGAAGUAGGACAUUAUACCGGAAGUGGCUUUUUGUCAUUUACACGCUUUUUCUUUCAUUCUUCAAGACAUUAUCUCACAUAAAUGUGUCCAGCGUGUAGUUAAUUGUAAUUACUCAAAUGAAAUAAAUAUCUGUGUUACGUAAUUGACGCUAUUUUCGGUGUUUUUAAGCGAUACCCGGAAGUGCUUGUUGUUCCCCCCCGUACGCUGUGAUUGGUUCAAACUAUAGGUGUGUCAGGAGGUGUGCGCGUGCGGACGCGUGCUCUGCCUGCCGUCACUUCCUGUCUGAGGACGAAGGGCGAGUUGCGAGCGCGGAGCGCGGAGCGCGCAGGAGUGAGCACACGGAGCUGAUAAAAGCUGAGCUGAAACAUCUCCCUUCCUUGUCCGCACAACCAUCCCGACCGGAAGUCUGGAAAUGCUUGGGAGCCAAAUCUCUGCGUUUGGUGAGUGAGGUGCCCGUCAUCCACCAUGGCAGGCGACCUCUACUGCCCCCCAUCCCCACUAGGAGACUCCCUCCUGGACAGCCCCCUCUGUGCAGACCUCAUGGAGGAUCUUUGUGACAUCUCCCAGUCCAUUGGAGAAGACACACUUGGGUUUGAGUUCCCGGAGUAUCAGAGUCCUGGUUCUGGAUCUGGGAGCUCCAUUGCACUUGACACCUUGACCCCGGCCUCCAGCCCGUCACCGGGGGGUUGUGGAGCUGCGCCAGAGCCCGACGAGAGCUUCAGCCCCCUCAACUUGGAGUGCAGGGUGUGCUCGGACAAAGCUUCAGGCUUCCAUUACGGCGUGCAUGCAUGCGAGGGCUGCAAGGGUUUCUUCAGGCGAACAAUCCGGCUGAAGCUGGCGUACGAUAAGUGUGAGCGCAACUGCAAAAUCCAAAAGAAGAAUCGCAACAAGUGCCAGUACUGCCGCUUCGAUAAGUGCAUGUCUGUGGGAAUGUCGCACAAUGCCAUCCGUUUUGGACGCAUGCCCCAGGCGGAGAAGAUGAAGCUGAAGGCAGAAAGCAGGAUGGUGGAGAAGAAAAAGGAGGCCAGCCCCUUGUUGUCCGACCACAAGAUCCUGAUCAGGCGGAUCCAUGAAGCCUACAUGAAGAACUUCAGCAUGAACAAAGCCAAAGCUCGCCUCAUACUCACCGGAAAGACAAGCAAACCGCCUUUCAUCAUCCACGACAUGGAGACAUUCCAGCUGGCCGAGAGGACCUUCGCGGCCCACAUGGUGUCUGACAACCUGGAGCUCGACAGCGGCCUACCGGCAGGGGUGCUGGUAGCAGCUGUGGGAUGCGGCGGGCUCCAGCAGAAGGAGGCCGAGGCUCGCCUCUUCCACUGCUGUCAGAGCACAUCGGUGGAGACGGUCACAGAGCUCACAGAGUUUGCCAAGGCUGUGCCCGGCUUCCAGAACCUGGAUUUGAACGAUCAGGUCACUCUACUCAAGUACGGCGUCUAUGAGGCCCUCUUCACACUCCUGGCCUCGUGCAUGAACAAAGAUGGCCUCCUGGUGGCACGCGGCGGCGGCUUCAUCACCCGCGAGUUCCUCAAGAGCCUCCGUCGGCCCUUCAGCGACAUGAUGGAGCCCAAGUUCCAGUUCGCCACACGCUUCAACUCAUUAGAGCUGGAAGACAGCGACCUGGCCCUCUUUGUGGCCGCCAUCAUCUGCUGUGGAGACCGUCCAGGCCUGGUGGAUGUCCCUCUAGUGGAGCAGCUCCAGGAAGGCAUCGUGCAAGCCCUGCGGCUCCACCUGGUGGCCAACCACCCAGACGACCCCUUCCUUUUUCCGAAACUUCUGCAGAAACUGGCCGACCUCCGAGAGCUGGUCACAGAGCACGCUCAGUUGGUGCAAGAAAUUGAGACAAUGGAGGACACCUCACUGCACCCCCUCUUGCAAGAAAUCUACCGGGACAUGUACUAACUUAGAGAUACACAACUGGGUCCACUUCAUGCUGUUCUAUAGCCAACACAACAGAACAUGUUGUAGAGGGAGAAGCACUAUGAAAAUGGGGCCAUAGAUUGCAUUAAAAACUGUGACAGAAGCAAUCAUACGUUUAAAAAAAAAAAAAUUAAAAAAAUUGCCUAAAUAGUGUGCUGACCAAGCGAUGUCAAACUUAUUUACCACUGUAUAUUAUUUAAACAGAUUUUCAAUGUGUGAUAUGUUUUUUUACUAUUGAGUAGCAUUGCAUGCACAUUUAAAGGUGACUUCUGGAACUACAAAUGUGGCUUCAUUCUAAUCUUUCAUACAAAAUACUGUGUGAAACCACUUGUUUUGAAAGCGACAAACUUACGUUAUAUUUUGUGAAAGGGAUACAGAAUGUAUUUGACUUUUUCAUUAUGGUUCAUUAUUGGUUACUGACAGUCGUCGCUGUUUUCUGUAAUAAAUUGAGUUAUUGCAUUAACCGAAACGGC